GGCGUAGCUACAUCUGUCAGGGUUGUCUUCUGUGCGAGAGUUUUUCUUGAGUCUGUGAUCGAUAUCGUGAGUCUAGGAUCUAGGAGACAUGGGUUUCAUCAAUCCUGGCAUCGGGAUCGUCAAAAGCUGGCAGGGAAUUACUGAAAUCGCCAUCAGAGGAGCGCUCAUUAUAUUGGCGCUGAUCAUGGCUGCUGCUGGUGGCAGUUGUCAGUCUGCUGUGGGUCAGACCAACGGGUCCUUGGAGAUUAUAGGACUCACUGAUUCUGCUGGGGGCUGGCUCGUCUUUGUGGGGAUUGUUAUCAUCAUUUACGAGGCUGUGGUUAUUGCUCAGCGGUUCUUGAACGUCUCGAUCAUCAACGAACAAAUCUCCAUCGUCAUCAUUAUUGAUAUCGUAUUCAACUUUGUGGUAGCUGUGCUCAUUUUCUGUGCUGCUGUGGCCCUGGCUGUGUACAUUCCUCGAUGGCAGGGGUUUUUGCCCGGUGCUAAUGCCUUGCAAAGAAGCGUCAUCGAGAGGAUCAUUGGAGCUUCUGGAGCUGCAGCUGCUUUUGCUUUCCUGACAUUGUUCCUGCACAUUGGUAUGGGAGUGUUCAUGAUCGUGGGGGGUCUAGUCCUCGGCUGGGGGCCUACUAAAGCCAAGUAUGAGGGAAGUGCUGGGUCCAGUGGAGCUGUAUAGAUUGUGUUCAAUAUAAUAUAUAGAACUUUUAGUCCAAGACAAUUGUUUUUUGCCAAACAAAACUAUAUAUAAGAUUUUUGUGAUUAUUGUCGAUGUUCAAUAUUAUUAAAGAAAAGACACAAAGAAUGUAAGUAAUGACAUGAUAAUUAUUUAUAGCGUCUA
This is a messenger RNA of Halichondria panicea, 835 nucleotides long. RefSeq lists its product as uncharacterized. The record is from RefSeq and is a predicted model, not a curated record. NCBI's taxonomy places the organism in Eukaryota, Metazoa, Porifera, Demospongiae, Suberitida, Halichondriidae. The transcript has 4 exons. Bases 89 to 673 code for a protein of 194 amino acids.